Prosopis cineraria is the source of this 735-nucleotide messenger RNA. RefSeq lists its product as uncharacterized. NCBI's taxonomy places the organism in Eukaryota, Viridiplantae, Streptophyta, Magnoliopsida, Fabales, Fabaceae. The record is from RefSeq and is a predicted model, not a curated record. Bases 1 to 735 code for a protein of 244 amino acids. The transcript has a single exon.
AUGGACUGGUUUUCCUGGCUCUCUCAGGCCAACCUCCACCCCUCCCUUACUUACGAUUAUGGUGUCACCUUCGCCCGCAACGAGCUCGAGCCCCCCGAUGCUGCCUUCUUCGACCACGAGUUCCUCCAGAGCAUGGGCAUUUCCGUAGCCAAGCACAGGCUCGAGAUCCUCAAGCUCGCCAAGAAGGAGAAUGCAGCCAACAAGAAUCUCUCUCGAGUCGUGAAGAAAUGUUGGAAGAAGUGUGUGAGGAAGUUCGUUGCCUCUCGUGAUGAGGCUGUGAAGGAGAUUCCGUGUGAGCCAAGCUGGCGGAUCGAGAGGAGAGGGUCGAUGAAAGAAGAAAAGCCCAAGCCCAUGGGUACUCCCAAAAGAAUGAGAAGCUUAACACUUUCUGGGCCUUUGGAAGGACGAGUGCAUGAGAAGGUGAUUACUAACCAUAAGGGGUUGACACUUUCUGGGCCUCUAGAUGGAAGGUUGGUUCACCCAAAUCAAAGCCCAAUGAUUUCCAGGCCCAUAGAUUAUGGAAGGACGAUAGGCUUGGCGGUGAGCCCGAGAGUAUCUGGGUUUCCGAUGCCUGGAAGUAGGAGUCCUAGGGCCAAUUGGGCUUCCGAUGUGGUGGCUGAUAGCCCAAUUGGCUUCAGUCCCAGUUAUCACAAUAAAAAUGCAAAAUCUGAGUACGAUUAUGAUGGCGAGAACACCCAGUGGCUCGCAAUGUUUCAAGAUCUGAAACCAACUUGA